Chrysochloris asiatica (Cape golden mole) is the source of this 765-nucleotide messenger RNA. RefSeq names its product potassium channel tetramerization domain containing 11 (gene KCTD11). The transcript has a single exon. Bases 67 to 765 code for a protein of 232 amino acids. NCBI's taxonomy places the organism in Eukaryota, Metazoa, Chordata, Mammalia, Afrosoricida, Chrysochloridae. The record is from RefSeq and is a predicted model, not a curated record. Gene Ontology annotation, biological process: protein homooligomerization; positive regulation of neuron differentiation.
ACCCUGAAUGUGGGGGGCACUCUAUAUUCCACUACUUUGGAGACCCUGACCCGCUUCCCAGAUUCCAUGCUGGGGGCCAUGUUUAGGGCUGGUACCCCUAUGCCCCCCAACCUCAACCCGCAGGGAGGCGGCCACUAUUUCAUUGACCGAGAUGGCAAGGCCUUCCGACAUAUCCUCAAUUUCCUGCGACUGGGCCGCCUGGACCUGCCCCGUGGCUAUGGGGAGACUGCGCUUCUCAGGGCAGAGGCUGACUUCUACCAGAUCCGGCCGCUUCUGGACGCCCUGCGGGAACUGGAGACUGCUCGGGGGACCCCUGCACCCACAGCUGCCUUGCUCCACGCAGAUGUGGAUACCAGCCCCCGCCUGGUGCAUUUUUCUGCUCGCCGGGGCCCCCACCACUAUGAGCUGAGCUCCGUCCAGGUGGACACCUUCCGCGCCAACCUCUUUUGCACCGACCCCGAGUGUCUGAGUGCCAUGCGAACUCGAUUUGGUGUGGCCAACGGGGACAGAGCAGAUGGGGGGCCACACUUUCGUUUGGAGUGGGCCCCCCGUCCUGUGGAACUCCCUGAGGUGGAGUAUGGAAGACUGGGGCUGCAGCCACUGUGGGCUGGGGGCCCAGGAGAGCGGCGUGAGGUAGUGGGCACACCGGGCUUCCUGGAGGAGGUGCUGCGGGUAGCCCUGGAACAUGGUUUCCGGCUGGACUCAGUCUUCCCAGACCCUGAGGACCUGCUUAACUCUCGAUCUCUGCGCUUUGUCCGGCACUGA